AUGCAUUCAUUUGUUUACAGGCUUUGGAUAUUUGAACUUAGAUGCUUGCACAUUCCUUUUCACGACCGCACACCAUUCGAAGAACUUGUCACAAUGGUAGAAGAUGUUGUGAGAGCAGAGCAUUCCACUUCUCCUAAUAAGCCCAUCUAUCUAUUGGGGAAUUCCUUUGGAGGAUGCUUAGCUCUUGCAGUUGCUGGUCACAAUCCCUGUAUUGAUUUUAUAUUGGUACUAGUCAAUCCAGCUACGUCAUUUGAGAGGUCAGACAUAAAAAAGCUUCUGUCAGUUUUCACCUCGAACAACGCCUAUAUUGCAAUUACAGCUCUACUGAACUACAACAUCGACAACGAGGUGAACAUGGCUCUGAGUAGAAUGCAAAGUGGGGAGCAUCCUUUAGAAGCACUCGGCAGAUUGACAAGUAACAUGUCAACUUUUCUGAAGCAAACGAAUAUACUAGACAAACUACCAGAAGACACACUAAAAUGGAAGAUGAAACUCAUCAAACGGGCUGCGCAAUAUGCUAAUUGCCGUAUACAAUCAGUUACAGCUGAGGUGCUACAGCUAGCCAGCUGCGAUGACAACUUACUUCCGAGCAAAUCUGAAGCCUACAGGCUACAGAACAAAAUACCUAAAUCCAAAAUCUUCUUCUUUGAGAAGCAUGGGCACAGCUUACUGUUGGAGCAUGGUGUCCAUGUCUCAUCCAUCAUCAAAUGUGUUGGUCUCUACCGCCAUUCGAGGCGCUAUCAUCGGGUUUUCGACUACAUCCCACCGUCCGCAACCGAGCUAAAUGAAGUCGACAAAGCUAGCAGCGACCUGACGUUCAGAACGUGCCCGGCGAUGUUCUCGACGUUGGAAGACGGCACGGUGGUACGGGGACUCGCCGGGGUGCCCGAGGACUGGCCAGUGCUGCUGGUAGGCAACCACAUGUUGCUGGGGAUCGAGCUCAUCUCUCUUGCCGCAGAGUUCAUGCGGCACAAGAAGGCUGUUGUCCGUGGCAUUGCACACCCGCUGCUGUUCCCAAAGAAGACGAAGACAUGGUCGGAGGGACACGACUUCUUCGACUUCCUCAACCUGUGGGGCGGCGUGCCCAUGACCUACAAGUACAUAUACGAGUUGCUGGCUGCCGGGGAGUUCGUGCUCCUCUACCCAGGUGGUUACAGGGAGGCAAUCCACUGCAAGGGUGAGGAGCACAGGAUUUUCUGGCCAGACCAGACUGAAUUUGUUAGGAUGGCAGCUCAGUUGAACGCCACAAUCGUGCCGUUUGGAGUCGUCGGAGAGGAUGACCUCUUGAACCUUCUUUGUACGUUCGACGAUAUCAGGAGCAUGCCUUUCGGCAGGGAGAUGAUGCGGGCCUACAGUAAGCAUCUGAAGCUAAGGGAUGCCAAGCACGAGGUGAUCUUCCCGGGCGUGUGCCUAAAGAUCCCGGGCCGGUUCUACUACCGGUUUGGGAAGCCGAUCCUGAUGCGGGAGAGGCAGGACGUCCUCACCGACCGGCGCGCGGCGACGGACCUCUACACGCACAUCAAGUCGGAGGUGCAAGGCAUCAUCUCCUACCUGCUGGAUAAGCGGGAGGAGGACGAGUACAGGAAGAUCUCGCGGAGGCUCAUGUUCAUGGCUUCCCAGGGGUUCGACACCCAAGUUCCGUCGUUCGAUCCUUGA
Messenger RNA from Triticum dicoccoides, 1656 nucleotides. Its product is annotated as acyltransferase-like protein At1g54570, chloroplastic. NCBI's taxonomy places the organism in Eukaryota, Viridiplantae, Streptophyta, Magnoliopsida, Poales, Poaceae. The record is from RefSeq and is a predicted model, not a curated record. The transcript is spliced from 12 exons. Gene Ontology annotation, cellular component: membrane. The coding region runs from base 1 to 1656 and encodes 551 amino acids.